CUUGGAGCAACAACUACACUGUCCGGAGGAGCGCGCGCGUGUGUCUGUUUACUGUGAGCUUCACGAGCCUGUUUGUCUCCAUGAGGACGUAAAGGUGCCGAGAACUUAACGGACUCUUUGUGGACCUGCCGAAAAACUGGAGCCAUGGAUUAUAUAAAACACUACAACAUUUAUCUCUCCAUCGUCAUGCUGAUUAUCAGCACCUGCCAUGCUCUCUUGGACAGAUUUCUGGAUUCAGAGGACCAGUUUUUUUGGCCAGACGCCAGAUGUGAUUUUGAGUCACCAUGCCUCUGGACUUUAUCAAAUCACAGCGACCAAAGUGACUGGUCAGUCGUGUCACCGCACCAACCAGAAAUCACUCAGGUGGGGAUGACGCCUACGACCGACAGCAUGUGGAGAGGCUCUAAUGGGCACUUUCUUCUCCUGAGCCCCUCGUCUGCAGCUGAGGCCUCUGGGAGAUGCGAGUACCACUUAACCAGCCCAGUCUUGCCAGCAACCUAUGCGCACUGCGUCUUGCAGGUGGCUCUGUAUGACCCCAGUUCAGUGGUGGGGAACCUCAUGGUCCUGAUUAAACCUGUCCGUUCAGAUUCAGCUGUCCGCUCUAUGGCUCUCAAUUACAGGAGACGUGACGACCGCAGGGCUGAGUGGGAAGUUCUGGAGACUGUGAUUGGUAGUGUGCACGAGGACUUUCAGUUGAUCCUCCUCUACACUUCCUGUCUGGGGGAAGAUGGAGUCACUGUGGCUCUGGACAAUCUAGCGCUCAAAGACACUGAACCAGAACACGAGGACAUUGUGCUGGAUGCGGAUUGUGGAGACUCUUUCUACUGUAUAAAUUCAGGAGGCUGCAUCGACCAGAGCCAAGUGUGCAACUUCCACACCGACUGUGCUUUAGGAGAGGACGAAGGCUUCAUCUGUGGUACUCUUCCAUUUGGCUCUCACUGCUCGUUUGAACAGGAUGCAUGUGGUUGGUCCGUGUCCAACCAGCACUCAGCCUGGAGAAGGGUUGCUGGAGAUGAGCUUCUGGAGAAAGAAGACAUGCAGGGUGUCGCUCUGCAGAGUACACCAGGGCACUUCCUGUUUCUGCAGGUAAGAGAGAGUAAUUCUCUUCGAGAGGCAUCCAUUCAGAGCUCCUCUUUCCCUCCCCCAGUGUCGUCUACUGCCUGCCAGAUGCGUUUCUCUCUCUACUUGUAUGGGGUCUUUAAUGGUUCAUUGCUGGUGGCUAUUGAGGAGAAUGGGACCACCACCGCCCCACUGGUCUGGGAGAGAAGUGAUCAGUGGACAGACGAUUGGGAAGAUGUUGCCCUGCAGCUGACUGGCCUUCAUCAUGGGUUCCACGUGAAAGUGACAGCUGUGUGGGGUCAAGGCUCCAAUGCUGACGUCGCUCUGGAUGACAUUGCAAUUGGAGCAGCCUGUUUCGGCACAGAUGAAAACUCUCUCCUGCCCAUGGCAGACUUAGAGGAUUUCUUAAGCCCUCUUCCAGAGCCUUCAGCCUCAGAGGUUUCUUUGAUGACAUGGUGGUUUAACUCAUGCGGUGCCAGUGGUCCCCAUGGCCCGACCCAGGCCCAGUGUGACAGCACCUACAGAAAUAAAAAUGUCAGUGUCAUUGUGGGGAAGGAAGAGCCCUUGAAAGGAGUCCAAAUGUGGAAGGUGCCUGCAACUAACAGAUAUCUGAUCUCUGCUUAUGGGGCUGCAGGAGGGAAAGGAGCCAAAAACCACAACAAACGCAACCAUGGGGUCUUCAUAUCUGCCAUAUUUCCUCUGGAGAAAGGAGAUACACUUUACAUCUUGGUUGGACACCAGGGAGAGGAUGCAUGCCCCGGGAGAAAUCCCCACACUCAAAAGAUCUGCCUUGGAGAGUCAUCAGUGAUUGAAGACAACCUCAGGGGAGAGGAUGGUGUAGAGUGGGCUGGGGGAGGAGGCGGAGGAGGCGGAGCCACCUACAUCUUUAAGAUGGAGGGAGGUGAGCUGGUCCCCUUGCUAAUUGCGGCUGGUGGAGGGGGAAAUGCCUACAUGGAAGACCCAGAGUCAAGUCUGGACCAGAUACCACUGGAGCAGUAUGAAAACAUUACCACAGCUCUGAGUACCAAUGGGCAAACUGGUGCUGCAGGUGGAGGUGGAGGCUGGAAAGACAGUCCCAGUCCUCACCUGAAGGCGGGAAGGUCUCUGGUGGAGGGUGCUGAGGGGGGGUCCUCAUGUCUCCUGGCCCAGUCCAAGCUCAGCUGGUCCACUUUUGGGGGAUUUGGAGGUGGAGGUGGAGCCUGCACAGCUGGAGGCGGCGGUGGAGGUUACAGAGGAGGUGACGCUGCACUGACAGAUGAGAUCACAGCAGACGGUCAGAAUGGAGUCUCAUUCAUUCAUCCAAUGGGAGAGAUUUUCCUUCAGCCUCUGGCAGCGAUGGAGAGUCACGGUGAGUGUGAGAUCAAGGUGCAGCUGAAUUGCAGCCACUGUCAAACACAGAGCUGCAGACGAGAUGAAGACACUCACCACAUUCUCUGUCUCUGCGACGAUGACGAGGUCCUGGCCAGUGACAAUGUCACCUGUAUUGGCACCAUUGCAGCUCCUCAAGGCCCGGCUCUGCAGGGCCAGAUGUCGACAUCUUUAAUCCUGGCAGUCGUGGUCUCCACCAUUGCAAGCGGCAUCGCACUGAUCUGCACCGGCAUCAUCCUCAUGUGGUACCGAAGGAAAAACGACCUGCAUGCAGUGAGGGGGCGUCUGCAGAGUCCAGAGUACAAGUUGAGCAAGAUCCGCUCAUCCACCAUCAUGACGGACUACAACCCCAACUACUGCUUUGCAGGGAAGGCCACCUCGCUCAAUGAACUGAAGGAAGUACCACGCAAGAACAUAACACUUCUCAGGGCUCUCGGCCAUGGUGCAUUUGGCGAAGUCUACGAAGGACAAAUUCUGGGGAUGAGCGGUGAUAACAGUCCCAUGCAGGUAGCCAUAAAGACUCUUCCAGAAAUCUGCUCUGAACAAGAUGAAAUGGAUUUCCUGAUGGAGGCUUUGAUUAUGAGCAAGUUCAACCAUGACAACAUUGUGCGUUGCAUCGGUGUCAGUCUGAACAUCCUGCCACGUUUCAUCCUGCUGGAGCUGAUGACCGGAGGUGACAUGAAGAGCUUCUUGAGACAGAACAGGCCACGAGCUGGCCAGACGUCUACUCUCACCAUGCGGGAGCUGCUGCAGAUGGCCCGAGAUAUCGCCUUUGGCUGUCGUUACCUGGAGGAGAAUCACUUCAUACACAGAGACAUUGCUGCUAGAAAUUGCCUGCUUACCUGCCCUGGACCAGACAGAGUGGCCAAAAUUGGGGACUUUGGGAUGGCAAGAGAUAUAUACAGAGCCAGCUAUUACAGGAAAGGUGGACGUGCCAUGCUGCCAGUUAAAUGGAUGCCACCAGAGGCCUUCAUGGAGGGAAUCUUCACCUGCAAGACUGAUACAUGGUCAUUCGGAGUGCUGCUGUGGGAGAUCCUCUCUCUGGGUUACAUGCCGUAUCCCUGUAAAACCAACCAGGAGGUGCUGGAGUUUGUCACCAGUGGAGGCAGAAUGGAUCCUCCAAAGAGCUGUCCAGGGCCUGUUUACCGGAUCAUGACCCAGUGUUGGCAGCACUGUCCUGAGCACCGGCCAAACUUCUCCACUAUCCUGGAGAGAAUUAACUACUGUUCUCAGGACCCAGAUGUAAUUAACACACCUCUUCCAGUGGAAUAUUCCCCCUCCACAGAGGACGAUGGAUGCACAAUAAUCCGUCCCUCAGACCACACCUCCACCAGCCUCACUCCACUCCUGGUGUCCCAUUCUGUUUCCCAGGCUUCCUCUCCCCAGCUUGGUCUCUCCUCUCUCGCCCUGGGUCCCACCCCUCUACCCCCCCAGCCUACAAAACCUCGUCUGCUUCUCCAGAGGACCCAACCUGUCCACCAUGAGGUGACAUCGUGCCGCGAGGCUCUGGAGCCGUCCUGGGCUGAGUCUGUUCCCGCUCCUGGUGUGUCAGCAGGAGGCCACUGGCUCCACCCUGAGCCGCCUCCGCACCGACCGUGCUCCAGAAACAGCUCGUCCUCAGGGAGCCAGAGGCUGAAGAACAAGACCAAGAACCUCUGGAACCCCACAUAUGGUUCCUGGGUUUUGGAAAACUUCCGGGGGAAGAAGACACUUGCUCACACUCAGUCGAUGCCACUCUCAAGCUCCGCCUCCUCCGCCGUCAACACAACCUCAGAGAGCAACCAGGCUGGCUGCGACAGCUCCCACCUUAGCCCUGCCAGCCUCUGCGCCUCCUCCACCCCGUCCCCGUCCUGCCAGGCUCCAGCUGCCCCGCCCACAUCCUCCCAUAAGACCCCAUCAGGUGGCUCCUCAAAAGCAGGUAUGGACCUGGCAAAGCUCCAGAGUUUCCCCUGUGGCAACGUCAACUAUGCGUACGAUGAGCAGAGCUACGAGGCGGAGAGCCUGCCCCUGGUUAUGCCCAAAGCCCCAGAAGCCAUCACAAACACCAGCUCUGCCCCCAGUGUCUCCUCAGGGACGAGCCUGGGGCUGGCGUUAGGCCUCCACACCUCCUCAUCCUGUAUGCCCAAGCUGCUGCUGAAGCGUCACGCCAGCUACGGACACGAGGACGUGAGGAGACACACCAAAGCUGAGAAACCCACACGCGACCGAGACUCAGGAUUUUCUCUGUCUGAAGACCUCAGCGUUACUCCUAUCUAAGAUUAUCGUAACAGGGGUUUUGGUUGAUGUUAAAAGUAAAUGUCACCUUUUCUCACAACCCGAGUUCCUCUGGGUUUCUGGAACAAAAAGCAUGACCACGUGGGCUCCAACACGGUCUGAGAGCCACAACAUCAAAUUAUUUUAGCUCCUGGAAUGCUGGAAAACACAAACACUCCUCUACACUGUGACACAGAGAGCCAACACUGGACUCAGAGCUCUUAUCUGGGCCUCUGGUACACUGGUACUGUAGCUGAAACACUGAAGUUGAAACACUGGAUGACAUGUGACCCAGCUCUUUCUCAAUUUCCACGUUGCUGGUGAAGGUUGCCAUGAAUAACUGCUGUAGCUGGACUCAUUUUCUACCUAUUUGUUUUUGUUCUCUCAUGAAAGCUUUGGUGGUUUGUUGCAUUAUAGUGAAGUUGGAGUUUGUUCUAUUCAGUGUACAGUAUGACCAUAACAAGUCAAAAAUAUUGAGCCCCUGGGAAAAGAAUCUCAGCUUUUUUUAAAAUUUCCUUUUUAUUUUUCAUCAUUUUUAAUUUCAUAAGUUACUAAAACAGUUUCAUUUAUUACUGUAUGCAUACUUUAGGAGUUUAAAGUACACCAUGGUACACUGCAACUAUUCUGAUUUGCUUUCACCCUAAAUAAUGUGAAAACGCAAAUGCCAGCAUAAGCAAUAACAUGUCUUUGAUUUUCUCCCAACAGAGCUUUCCCUCAUUUGUGUUUUCUACAGUUCCUAGUGGAAGAAGUUUGCGCAGUUGUCCACGGAGAUGGUUUAGUUUUGUUAAGUAUAGAAUUUCAGUCACGUCAUAACAAGGGGUACAAGAGGUGAUCAUAAACCCUGUUUUUGUUUCAAGACAGCGUUACGUGUCAAAUGUGAAUCUUUCUCUGGCUGUCGUUUGAGGUGCAGAUAUUUUCACCUUCGGACAGAGCCAGGCUACCUAAUUCUCAUUGUUUACAGUCUUUAUGCUAAGCUAAGCUAAUCAUUUGUUGAAAAUAGCGCCAGAUUCAUUGUACAGACAUGAGAGGUGUUGAUUUUUUCAUCGAACGCUCUGAAAUAAACAUUUUCCUUUAGGUGUUAAAUAGUUUGUGAUAAUCACUGACUCCUUAUGAAAGUAUUUGACAUUUGUGCUGAGAUUUUUUUUUUGUCAAACUACAUAAACUUUGAUUAUUUUUGAGUACUCUCUUUCCCCAUGUUCCAAUAUUUACUUGGACCACAGGAAGUCUAAUAAAUGUGUAAGCGUGUAGAAUUUGUAGACCAUGCAGAUGUAAAAAAAAAUUGCUAUUUUUGUACUCACCUCCGUACACUGGACUAACCCAUAACAUAUGUAGUUUUUUUUUUUUUUUUUAUCAUUUAUUUGUAUUCAUUUAUGUUAAUGUUGGAUCUGUAUUUGUAGUCAAUCACUGCCAUUCAAUACCACUGCACUGCACCCACCGAUGUAGUUCUGGUAGUACCCAUGUUUACGCAGCAGGGGGAGGUAUUUGACGCCUUGAUACGAAGCACGCUGCAGCAGGUAUCUCAGUUCUUACAGUUCAAAUGUCUAUUCACUGUUUAUGUUUUCAGGUUAUUCUUAUUUAAUCGAUUAGUUGUAUUCAAUAUGUGUCUUUAUUUUGAGGGUAAACUUGUUGAUACUUUAUUUUUUAGUGUGUUGAAUGGAUUGUUACAUUCAUAUAAGGGGUGUAUGCUGUAUGUUUUUAUGCUCGGGCCUGCUGAUAUUGGUGAGUGUUGCUCAGUCAACUUGAAAAAAACUUUUAGAAACUUACCUAAAGGCUCUGAUUGUUUUCUUAACACUUACUGAUUUGUGCCAUCUCAAACUAUUGAUUAAUCUGGAGUGUAUUUUACAGAGAAAGAAAAAGUAAUCAUCCUUAUCUUGCUCACAGUGUAUAUUUUUUAUGGCCUGAUGUAUUUUAUUUCACACUCAUUGAAAGUAGUUUUUUUCUGUUCUUCAUGUAGCUGAAGGUGUUUUUCCUCAACCAAAAAUGCAAAGACAUUCUAUGCAAUGCACCGUCUGUCACACUUUGAUCUAACCUAACUGUGCCCCAAAUAAAUCCGCAUAUAUUGAUCUUA
Messenger RNA from Plectropomus leopardus (leopard coralgrouper), 6748 nucleotides. It is a transcript of the gene ltk, whose product is annotated as leukocyte receptor tyrosine kinase. The record is from RefSeq and is a predicted model, not a curated record. NCBI's taxonomy places the organism in Eukaryota, Metazoa, Chordata, Actinopteri, Perciformes, Serranidae. Gene Ontology annotation, molecular function: ATP binding; protein binding; transmembrane receptor protein tyrosine kinase activity. Gene Ontology annotation, cellular component: plasma membrane; signaling receptor complex. Gene Ontology annotation, biological process: protein phosphorylation; cell surface receptor protein tyrosine kinase signaling pathway; positive regulation of kinase activity.